AUGGAGAUAGGACGCAGCAACUCACAGAGCAACCAGAACCCAGAAAUCGCUUAAGAGACCGCGGCAAAGUAACUUAACUGAAUUGCCUUCUUCCAUAUUUUCACGCCCCUUUCAUCCAGAACAUUUUUUUCUCGAACUGCCUCCAUGGAAGGCUCAACCUCCCCGAAGCAAGAAAAAGAAAACCAAGAAGAACUAGGGGAAACAAGGCGGUCAUGGGAAGGAAACACAGCAGCUUCUCCCCAAUAUUCUGAGCCUGAGUCGUCUGAGCCCUUGGAGGCGAAGCAGGGGCCAGAAACUGGACGCCAGUCCCGAAGCAGCCGUCCUUGGAGCCCGCAGUCUAGAGCCAGGACGCCUCUGGGUGGCCCCGCGGGACCAGAAACAUCAUCACCUGCUCUUGUCUCUCCGCAGGAGCCCUCUUCCACUCCUUCUCCCCUGGCUCCGGCCAGACAAGACCUCGAGGGACUACCUCAGUCAGAGAGGACCAUGAGUGUGAUUCCUGAAGCUGGGACACCUUAUCCUGAUCCUUUGGAACAAUCAUCUCAUAAAAGAGAAUCAACUCCUCAUCACACAAGCCAGUCAGAGGGAAACACCUCUCAACAGUCUCAGCAACCCAAACCCCACCUGUGUAGACGAAAGGACGUGAGCUAUAACAACGCUAAACAGAAAGAGCUGAGAUUUGACGUUUUUCAGGAGGAAGACUCAAACAGUGACUAUGAUUUACAGCAGCCGGCGCCUGGGGGCUCUGAAGUGGCCCCCAGCAUGCUUGAGAUCACCAUUCAGAAUGCUAAGGCUUACCUGCUGAAGACUAGUAGCAAUUCCGGCUUUAAUCUAUAUGAUCAUCUUUCUAAUAUGUUGACCAAGAUAUUAAAUGAGCGUCCUGAAAAUGCUGUUGACAUCUUUGAAAAUAUUAGCCAAGAUGUGAAGAUGGCACAUUUUAGUAAAAAAUUUGAUGCAUUCCAAAAUGAGAAUGAGUUGCUUCCAACAUAUGAAAUAGCAGAAAAGCAAAAGGCUCUUUUUCUCCAGGGACAUUUGGAAGGAGUUGACCAAGAACUGGAAGAUGAAAUAGCAGAAAACGCUCUUCCAAAUGUAAUGGAGUCAGCUUUUUAUUUUGAACAAGCUGGAGUUGGUUUGGGCACAGAUGAGACAUACCGCAUAUUUCUUGCCCUCAAGCAGCUUACUGACACCCACCCAAUCCAAAGAUGCCGCUUCUGGGGAAAGAUCUUGGGUCUGGAAAUGAAUUAUAUUGUAGCUGAAGUGGAAUUUCGUGAGGGGGAAGAUGAAGAGGAAGUGGAAGAGGAAGAUGUAGCUGAAGAGAGGGACAAUGGAGAAAGUGAAGCUGAUGAAGAUGAGGAAGAUGAAUUACCAAAGUCCUUUUACAAGGUCCCACAGGCUAUACCAAAAGAAGGAAGUAGAACAGGUGCCAACAAAUAUGUCUAUUUUGUUUGCAAUGAACCAGGAAGACCAUGGGUGAAGUUACCACCAGUUAUACCUGCACAAAUUGUUAUUGCAAGAAAAAUCAAGAAAUUUUUCACUGGGCGAUUGGAUGCUCCCAUCAUAAGCUACCCACCUUUCCCAGGAAAUGAGAGUAAUUAUUUACGAGCACAAAUUGCCCGAAUUUCAGCAGGAACCCACGUCAGUCCUCUAGGAUUUUAUCAGUUUGGUGAAGAGGAAGGAGAGGAGGAGGAAGAGGUAGAAGGUGGGCGAAAUAGCUUUGAGGAAAACCCUGAUUUUGAAGGCAUCCAAGUGACUGAUCUAGUAGAAUCCCUAUCCAAUUGGGUUCAUCAUGUACAGCAUAUUCUCUGUCAGGGUCGCUGUAAUUGGUUCAACUCCAUACAAAAAAAUGAGGAAGAAGAAGAGGAAGAAGAUGAAGAAAAAGAAGAGCCUGACUACAUAGAACAGGAAGUGGGGCCUCCUCUUUUGACACCAAUCUCUGAAGAUUUAGAGAUUCAGAAUAUACCCCCCUGGACAACACGGUUAUCCUCAAAUCUCAUUCCACAAUAUGCUAUUGCAGUCCUUCAAUCUAACCUUUGGCCUGGAGCAUAUGCCUUCUCCAAUGGCAAAAAGUUUGAAAAUUUCUACAUAGGCUGGGGUCAUAAGUAUAGUCCAGACAAUUAUACACCCCCAGUUCCACCACUAGUUUAUCAAGAAUACCCCAGUGGACCAGAAAUUACAGAAAUGGAUGAUCCUAGUGUGGAGGAGGAGCAGGCUUUCAGGGCUGCACAAGAAGCAGUUCUACUCGCAGCUGAGAAUGAAGAAUCUGAGGAAGAUGAAGAUGAGGAAGAUGAUUAUGACUAAUAAACAUAAAAUUAGCCUGAUUUUAUGUGACACUGAUACACACACACCCCUUAUAUGGGACUAAUUUUACACUUUUCUGUGCAUGUGUGUAUAUACAUACACAUGUAAGAAAUUAUUCAACUGCAAAAUGUCAAUCUUGAAAAUAUCAAGCUUGAAAUUUCAUAGAUAGAAAUAUUAGCAUUUUUAUUGAAAGAUACUCACGGGUUUUCCAGAGGCUAAAUAACAUGCAAUCACAUAAUUGUUCUGAGGGUUAUGGAUAAUGGAAUAUGUGCUUGUACAUUCUUGUUUUUAAAAGGGCUCAGGUUUCACAUGGUCCAGGUGAGGUAAAACAAAAUAAAUAAGUGAGUGGUCUCAGGUUUAAUUUGUAACAUGACAAACACUGGAAGCUAUAACCCACAGGAAAUUCUUGGAAACAUCAAUAUUUAAGAGUGUCAAGGGGUAUGAAGACAAAAAAUAUUGAUAGUCACUAGAGUAAUGUAUUCUUAACCUUUGUAAGAACUGAUCUCAGCAUAUAUUCUUAAACCUUUGUAAUUACC
This is a messenger RNA of Nomascus leucogenys (northern white-cheeked gibbon), 2831 nucleotides long. RefSeq names its product radial spoke head component 4A (gene RSPH4A). Gene Ontology annotation, cellular component: radial spoke; axoneme. The record is from RefSeq and is a predicted model, not a curated record. Lineage: Eukaryota; Metazoa; Chordata; Mammalia; Primates; Hylobatidae. Gene Ontology annotation, biological process: cilium movement involved in cell motility; cilium assembly; axoneme assembly.